Messenger RNA from Paramacrobiotus metropolitanus, 1146 nucleotides. Its product is annotated as V-type proton ATPase subunit E-like. Gene Ontology annotation, biological process: proton transmembrane transport. Lineage: Eukaryota; Metazoa; Tardigrada; Eutardigrada; Parachela; Macrobiotidae. Gene Ontology annotation, cellular component: proton-transporting two-sector ATPase complex, catalytic domain. The transcript has 9 exons. The record is from RefSeq and is a predicted model, not a curated record. The coding region runs from base 156 to 836 and encodes 226 amino acids. Gene Ontology annotation, molecular function: proton-transporting ATPase activity, rotational mechanism.
AUGUAAGGGCAAUCGUAGAGCGAUUUUAGUUCAAAAAUUCCAUGUGUUAGUGGCCUAGUGUAAAUUUACUAUUUCACUCCCCGUUGUUUUAUCUCAUCCCCUUCCAUCCUUUGUGGAUUUCGUAAUAUCAUAUUUUUUACUUCCAUCCCAUAAAAAUGGCGCUUACGGACGCAGAUGUUCAGAAGCAGAUUAAGCACAUGAUGGCUUUCAUCGAACAAGAAGCCAAUGAAAAGGCUGAAGAAAUCGAUGCAAAGGCGGAAGAAGAGUUUAACAUCGAAAAGGGGAGAUUAGUGCAGCAACAGCGAUUGAAGAUUAUGGAAUUCUAUGAGCGCAAGGAAAAACAGAUCGAGCUGCAGAAAAAGAUUCAGAGUUCCAACCUCCUGAACCAAGCUCGCUUGAAAGUCCUCCGAGCACGUGACGAUCACAUUCAGAAUAUUUUGCAAGAAGCUCGGAAACGCUUAGGAAAUAUUACUAAAGAUCAGAAUCGCUAUGUGGAUCUGCUUCGUAACUUGACGCUCGAAGGGCUUUUCAACCUUUUGGAACCGACUGUCGUCGUUAAGUGUCGGGGUCAAGAUCUUCAUGUCGUUCAGGAUAUCGUCAGAGAGAGUGUUCCACAAUAUAAAGAAAAAUCCAGUCGGGAUGUACGGGCCCAUGUGGAUGAGAACGAUUUACUAGGACAGGAUACUUCUGGAGGUGUCGUGCUUCAGAGCGGUAGUGGAAAAAUUAAGAUGAGGAGUACCCUGGAAAGCAGGUUGGAGAUUGUUGCUCGCGAGAAUCUUCCUCAAAUUCGAAAUGCAUUAUUUGGUGCCAAUCCUAAUCGGAAGUUUAUGGAUUAAUGUUCUCUUCCGUGAAUAUUUUGGGAUGCCACGGUGAGACAAGAGGCGCCUGUUUCGGAAUAGUAUGUCUUUAGAAUUCUAGCAGCUGAAUUACUUCGGUUUUAUUUGCUUUAACUUAAAUGUGCAAAGUAUGCACGUGUGUGCUUAUCGUGAAGAAAACGAAAAUGGUUUCAGAAAUUAGUUUAAAUGAUUGCUUGCUGUAUGUUCUACGUCAUAUUAUAUGUGCAUGGAUUGUUGGUUUAAUUCAAAACGUGAGGUUUGAUGUUCUUAUUCGUUCCGAAUUCCAGCAUUAAAUGCAUUCCAAGUUUGA